CUCCUGAGCCUUUGACACCUAUGUUACCUCCUGUUGGCCUUAAAGCUAUAGUUUUGUCUUCCUCAACAGUUGUUUUGUAUUGGACAGACAGUACUUUAUCUAGGAAUCAAUUAGUAACUGAUAGUCGCUAUUACACAGUGAGAUAUAGUACAUACACUAGUUCAAGUCCGAAAUAUCGUUACUUCAAUUCAACAGAUUUGAACUGCAUGAUUGAUGAUUUAAGGCCAAAUACUCAAUAUGAAUUCAGUGUGAAAGUUGUAAAAGGUACAAGAGAGAGUACAUGGAGCAUGAGUGUAAUAAACACUACUCAAGAAGCUGCACCAUCUUCACCACCCAGAGAUUUAACUCUCAUUCCAUCUGAGGAUGAUUCUUCUUCUGUUAGUUUGCAAUGGCAGCCACCUAAGCAGCCGAACGGACAAAUUACAGGUUAUGUAGUGUUUUAUACUACUGAUAAUACUCAACGAGACAGAGAUUGGGUAGUGGAAGGAGUAAUUGGCGACAAAUUAUCAGCAAUUAUAAGCAACCUCAUGCCAGAUACAACAUAUUAUUUUAAAAUACAAGCAAGAAAUACAAAAGGAUAUGGACCUCUAUCAUCUGAAGUAGUAUAUAAAACACCUCCAGGUUUGGCAAACAAUUUUUUGUACAUAAUCAUUGCUGCAGUCUCAGGAGGAGUUGUCGUAAUAAUCCUCAUAAUAAUAGUUUCCAUAGUUUGCAGAAAGAAACAUAAUGCUUAUUUGGCACCUGUACAGAAAAAUAGUAGAUAUGCAGGACCUAAAGCAACAGCUCGGGAGCUGAAACCUCCAGAUUUAUGGAUUCAUCAUGAUCAAAUGGAGUUAAAAGAAAAAAUUAGGCAAGGAGACCAUUCAGGAUUGCCUCGAAAUCCACACGAAGCAGACGUUAUGAUCGACAUCAUGGAAAAAAAGAAAGGUUCUUACAUAGAUGAUAUGGCUGCAUUAGUAGAUGGAAUGUGUGAUACUAGUCCCUCCAGAGUAAAAUCAUUUUUAAUACAUCCAGAAAAUUUCACCAUACCUCCACCUCCUCCCACUUUAUCAGCGACAACUCCAGUACCCAAUGGCGGUUUAGAGUCACCAUAUGAAAUGGGAUCUAGUGGCUUGGCCAGACCAGUCUAUCCAAGGACACAGUACAACAUUCCUCAUGCCCAUGUGACAAUAGAUGCUGCGCAUCCCGGUUCAUCUUCAUCAACCCUUGCAUCCCCAUCUGCUCGCACUCAUCAUCCAUAUGAUCAAGUAACAUCUCCCACUCUCCACAUAACACUUGGUGGUGCAUCUGUGCUGGGCACAGGUCAACAUGCCACUUACUCCAGCAACACCAACACAACUGCAGAAUCCACAUCUGCAUCAGGGACUCUGAGCAAAAAACCACCAAAUCAUUCUCUUAAGUCUUUCAGUGUGCCAGCACCACCUUGCCAAAGUGCCCCAACAACACCCCAACCAAGGCAUAUAGUCAAACCUCAACAAGUUGCCAGUCCUCAGAAGAAGCUUUUAGCUACCGGUGGUCCAUCACCUGCAACGCCUUCAUCUCAACAGUCCACUCUAAAAUCUCGGCCUUCAACGAUGCCAAGACAUCAGGAUGGUGGCUGCAGUGACAGGGAGGACCUGCCUCCUUCUUACAGCACUGAAGACCUAAGUGUUGAAAUGGCCAACUUAGAGGGUUUGAUGAAAGAUUUAAAUGCCAUUACAGCAUCAGAAUUUGAAUGCUAGAAAAGCAUUUUAAAAUGACUGAUAUACUUUCAUGAAGCAAAAAACAUUUUUGUGAAGUUGCGUUGAGAUGAAUUCUAUGCAUAACUAUCUGUGCCUGUGAUUACAAUAUACUUUGAUAGUUUUUAGUCAUUUGACUGAGUGCACUAUGCAUUUAUCUCAUAUAAAAACUAAUUUUCACAAGCAAAUGUGAAAAAAAAAGUGUUGAUAUUUCAUUGGUGGACAAGGGAAGAGACAUGUUGUAUAAAUAUUCAUACAUCUGUAAUUUAAGAAGCUAGUACUGAAGGACUUGAAAAAAAAUACUGUGGUGCCUCUUCAAACUCAAAAAGCAUCAUGAAAAAAAUUAGUAAAGUCUCAAAAUAUAGCAAGAAAAGAAAAUAUUGUGAUAAUUAAUUAGAUAAUUUCAAGAGAUAAUUAAUAUAUGGUAAUUGUUGAAUUCAAUUGAAUUAUCCUCCAAUUAUAUACUAAUGGAAACAUGUAAUAAAGCAAAGCUGGGUACAUUGAGGUUCAAAUUACAGUGAAACCUGUGUAUAACGAUACUGUCUCUAACAAUAACCUGUCUAUAACAUUUUUUUUAAUUUUUUUUUGCCCCAGCAAAAUGUCAGCAUGAAUAAUCAAACUGUUUAUAACGAUAACCUGUCUAUUACGAUAGUUUUUUUAGGUCCCAACAGUAUCAUUGUAGACAGGUUUUACUGUAUAUGCUUUAUUUCUCAAGAUAUUUCACAGGGGAGAUGAUUUUUAGUUAUAAUUAGUAUUCAAACUUUAAAACUGAAAAACAUGUUCGAAAAACAGAAUUAUUCGUCAUAAAAUUAGCUAUUACGUUUAAUACAGUUUGUAAAAUGCACUGAUAGUUAAGAAUAUCUUUAAGAAAAUUCAGGGGGAGAAGUUGGGCAUGACAUUAUAUUUCAAUUUCUACAUGCUAUUGUUAAAGCAUCAUUUUCUGUUGAUACCUUGUUUGAUCAUCAUUUUUCCAUUGAUUCCAUAACAAAUUUCUGAAUAAAUUUUUGAAAGUACAAUUUAAAGAUAUUGAAAUUAUCUGUUCAUACAGUAAUUAAGUAAUGAUAUCCCUAAAGCAAUCAUGCAAAUAUUAAAUAGAAAAAAAAUCUGCAAACUAACACUAAUAAAUACUUUUAAUUUCAAGAAAAUAGCAAACUACAAGAACCUAAGAACAAAGACAUUCACCAAGAGUACUAAAAUAUUGUAAAUACCUAAUCUUCUGUCAUUACAAAAUAUUUCAACGAAUAUUUCAUUUUGUGUAAAAGAACUUCUUUCAUUCUUUAUCUGUGUAAGUGUGUAUAUCAUUGCUCCAUGUACAGUCAGCAUGUCUUUUCUUACAGUGGGCUUUUGUGUCAUGUCUUUCUGUACUGCAUACUUAUGUAUGUACUUCAAAUGAAAAUUAGUCUGAUUUUUAUACAAAGCAUUCAGUAUGUAUUUAUACCCAAUUAUGAGGAAAUCAUGACUUUGUAAUAAAUGCCAUUGAAACUGAUAUGGUUUAUUAUUGAUAGAAAAUCAACAUUUUACAUGCAUAACACAUAAACGCUUUACUGUUUUUUUUUUUUUUUUUAACAAAAAUUUAGUUUGUAUUUGGUAUAGGAAUGAAAAUGAAAAAAAUCAGUAAACACGUUAGUAAUGGCCAGUGCUUAGCAAAGCUUCAGUAGUGGCCACUUUAAGGUUUACCGCCUGCACGUUUGAAGCACUUUUGAAUCUAUUGGGAGAUCUGGAAUCCUAUUUUUUCAAAUAUAAACUUUGAAGUGGCUACUACUGAAGCACUGGCCACUAAAGGUGUGUUUACCUUAGUUUCUUUGUAUUGAUAAAAAUAUCCUUCUAUCAUUCAUUAUUCAGAGCACCCUGUUCACAUUCAAUCACUUAUAAGAUAGGUGUGCGGAAAUCCGAAAAUAAGCUAAAGAUAAACAAGGAGACAAAAAUUACAAACCAUUUUCGAAAAAUCACAAAAUCCUACACUUAUAAUCGAAAUAAACUAAUGGGAGACAAAAAAGAGCAAUAUAUCCGAAAGCACAAUUCAACAGAGGUCAGUAAAAUAGCAAUUUGAUUAACAUUCAUGUAAUUGAUACAAGCAUCUGCAAUAACGUUAGUUUUUCUCAUAAUAGAACAAAUUUCCAAAUAGGAGCAAUAAUGGAAAAUUAGCUUAUUGCAUUUUAGUAAAUAAAAUAAAUUUAAGACAUUUCAAUUGUUUUUUGCUGAAAUUAUUAUUAAAUUUCAGAAAAAUUUGAACAUCUAGUAUUUUCUGAAAUAUUCCAAACAAAGUGCAUGUUUUUCAUUCAAUGAAAAUAUGUAUGUAUCUUGGAGUAUAAAAAUAGUAUGAACCAUUGUUUUUUCUUUUACUGAAACACAAAUAUGAAUAUUUGAGGUCAAUCAUUAUUAUACAACCAUUUUCUAUUUGAGUUUGUCACACAGUAAUAAUUUUGGUACAUUUUCCAGGGUUCAUACUCAAUUUGGAUAAAAAAAAAUUCCAUGACUUUUCCAAAACUUUUUCAUGACUUCAUAAAAAAUUUUAUGACCUUAUUAU
This is a messenger RNA of Uloborus diversus, 4245 nucleotides long. Its product is annotated as neogenin-like. Gene Ontology annotation, cellular component: membrane. NCBI's taxonomy places the organism in Eukaryota, Metazoa, Arthropoda, Arachnida, Araneae, Uloboridae. The annotation marks the transcript as partial. Gene Ontology annotation, molecular function: protein binding. The record is from RefSeq and is a predicted model, not a curated record. The transcript has 10 exons.